Messenger RNA from Caenorhabditis elegans, 2146 nucleotides. The record is from the annotation of a RefSeq genome assembly. NCBI's taxonomy places the organism in Eukaryota, Metazoa, Nematoda, Chromadorea, Rhabditida, Rhabditidae.
AUGGAUCGUCAUCGUAUCCGCUUCAAGUACAAUGGAGCUGACGCUAUCGACAUGGUGUUUUCGAAGAAGAAGAGUGAGGAGAGAAAGGACUGGCUCUCGAAGUGGAUGCGGGAGAAGAAAGACAGAAAGCAGCAGGGACUUGCUGAAGAAUAUCUCUACGACAAGGACACUCGAUUCGUCACUUUCAAGGAUUUCGUCAAUCGUGAAUUGGUGCUCUUCUCGAAUCUCGACAACGAGCGUUCAAUUCCAUGUCUUGUGGAUGGUUUCAAGCCAGGACAACGGAAGGUUCUCUUCGCGUGCUUCAAGAGAUCAGACAAGCAUGGGGUCAAAGUGGCUCAAUUGGCCGGAGGUGUCGCUGAUAUGUCUGCUUACCAUCACGGAGAACAGUCGCUUAUGACAACAAUUGUGCAUCUCGCCCAGGAUUACGUUGGAUCCAACAACAUCAACUGCUUCUUCCAAUCGGAAUGUUCGGUACUCGUCUUCAGGGUGGAAAGGACAGUGCUUCAGCUCAGUACAUCUUUACUCAACUGUCGCCAGUCACUCGUACACUCUUCCCGUCUCACGAUGAUAAUGUUCUGCGUUUUCUUUAUGAAGAAAAUCAGCGAAUUGAGCCAGAGUGGUAUUGUCCAAUUAGUCCAAUGGUUCUCGUCAAUGGAGCUCAAGGGAUCGAUACAGGAUGGCGCACGAACAUCCCUAAUUACAAUCCACGUGAACUGGUCAAGAACAUCAAGCGUCUUAUCGCCGGCGAGCCGCAGAAAGCCUUAGCUCCAUGGUACAAGAACUUCCGCGGAAAGAUCAUUCAAAUCGACCCGCGUCGAUUUGCAUGCUAUGGUGAAGUUGCUGUGCUUGAUGACAACACCAUUGAGAUCACCGAGUUGCCAAUCAAACAGUGAACUCAAGAUUACAAAGAGAAGGUUUUGGAGGGAUUGAUGGAGAGCUCGGACGAGAAGAAACCGCCUGUUAUCGUGGACUACCAGGAGUAUCACACAGAUACAACUGUCAAAUUCGUCGUGAAGCUGGUGCCAGGAAAACUUCGUGAAUUGGAGCGCAAGCAGGAUCUUCAUCAAGUGCUCCAGCUCCAAUCUGUCAUCUGCAUGAGCUCCAUGGUGCUUUUCGAUGCUGCCGGAUGUCUUCGCACGUCCACUUCGCCAGAGGCAAUUACUCAAGAGUUCUACGAUAGCCGCCAAGAGAAGUACCUGCAGAGAAAGGAGUACCUCCUCGAAGUUCUUCAGGCUCAGAGCAAGCGUCUCACUAACCAGGCUCGUUUCAUCCUCGCCAAGAUCAACAAAGAGAUUGUAUUCGAGAACAAGAAGAAGGUAGCCAUUGUCGAUGAUUUGAUCAAAAUGGGUUUUGAUGCUGAUCCAGUGAAGAAGUGGAAGGAGGAGCAAAAGCUCAAGCUUCGUGAAUCUGGAGAAAUGGACGAAGAUGAUCUAGCUACUGUCGCCGUCGAAGAUGACGAAGGCGUUUCCUCUGCUGCGAAGGCCGUUGAAACCAAGCUAUCAGGCUACGAGUACCUUUUCGGAAUGACUAUCCUCGACGUUUCGGAAGAAGAGACUAACAAGCUCAUCAAUGAAUCGGAGGAGAAGAUGACAGAGCUUCGAGUGCUGAAGAAGAAGACCUGGCAAGAUCUUUGGCAUGAGGAUCUGGACAACUUCCUUUCCGAGUUGGACAAGCAAGAGGCUCGCGAGAGGGGUGAUCAAGAUGCUAUGCUCGAGAAUGCCGUCAAGAAGCUUGCUGCAGACGCAAAGAGCGGACGUGGAUCCACGAAGAAUGUGUGCCCGGAAGUCCUCCCAUCCAAGGACGGACAUCGUAUCGAGCCGCGGUUUGAUGCCGCAACCAAGGCAAAGUAUGAAAAGAUGACGCAGCCAAAGCGGGAACGCGUCAAGAAAGAGCCAAAGAAGCUGGCGUGGCAAGCCGAUUGUGACGACGAUGUUGGCGUCACUUCUGAUGAAGAAGUCAUAAGAAAGCCAAAGCCACGUGCAGAAAGAAGAGCUGCAAAAAAGCCAGCUGUGGAGGCUCCAGCAAAGAAGGCUGAGCCGAAGAAGAAGAAGAACAACAAGCUCUACGACAUGUCUGGCGGCGAGAGUGCUGAUGACGUCGGCGAGAAAGAGGGAUCGGACAAUGGUAGUGUGGGAAGCGGUUAGUU